This is a messenger RNA of Lolium perenne, 618 nucleotides long. The record is from RefSeq and is a predicted model, not a curated record. Lineage: Eukaryota; Viridiplantae; Streptophyta; Magnoliopsida; Poales; Poaceae.
AUGAUCCUUUUGUUGCGACACUGUCCAAUUUUGCAGGCACUUCCUUCAAGUGGGAAAGAUGUGGUUCUUGACUUUCUACCGGAGCUAUUUGAUGGUCUGAAAGAUCAACCUUACAUGUUAACGGAAGCAGAAGCUGCAAUCUUCUUGCCUUGCCUUAUAGAGAAGUCUGGUCACAACAUUGAGAAAGUCAGGGAGAAAAUGGGGGAGCUGAUAAAGCAAAUGAUGAAUAUUUACUCUCUUCCAAAACCACUUCCCUACAUUUUGGAGAGACUGCGCUCCAAGAAUAACCGAACUAGGAUAGAGUGUGUUGAUAUUAUUGGAUAUUUCAUGGAUAAUAACGGGACUGAGGUUGGUGAUUUGUUGAAAAAUUUGCCAUCUGUUGCUGCAUUAACAGCAGAGCGUGAUGGAGAAAUCAGGAAAGCCGCUCUUAAUACGCUUGCCACUGCUUACAAGAACCUUGGGGACGAUGUUUGGCGAUUUGUUGGAAAACUUUCAGAUGCUCAAAGAAGUAUGCUCGAUGAUAGAUUUAAAUGGAAGGCUCGGGAAAUGGACAAGAGGAGAGAAGGAAGGCCUGGUGAUGCUCGAGCAGCUUUGAGAUCGUUCAGUUAGAGAGAAUGU